CAGUGCCGCCCCCGCCUGGACUCGGUGCGGGCUCCCGCGCUGCACCCAUGACUGCGCGCAGCUGCCGCUCCCGUCCGCUCGGCCGCCGCUUGCCGCACGAUGGGUGCGGGCGGUGAGGCGCCAGCCCCCGUGCCUCCGCCCCGCCACCGCCCCCGAGCAGCCCGUUUCGACAGCCGCAGCGGCCUCCGCAGCCCGGCCCGCUGCCCCGCCUCCCGCUCGGACCGCCGAGUCAGUGCCGAGUGAGGGGCCGUCGGCCCACAGCGGCCCGCUUCUAUCCAAAUUAGAGCCGCCUGCCUCGCUCCCACUCCUACCAUGUCUGGCGGCGGGGCCGAUCAGCAGAGCAGCCCGCCGGGCUCCCUGUUCCUUUCGCCGCCAGCGCCUGCCCCCAAGAAUGGCUCUAGCUCGGACUCCUCGGUGGGGGAGAAGCUGGGCGCCGCGGCAGCGGACGCCGGAGCCGGCAGGACGGAGGAGUACCGGCGUCGCCGCCACACCAUGGACAAGGACAGCCGGGGGGCGGCCGCGACCACCACCACCGAGCACCGCUUCUUCCGCCGUAGCGUCAUCUGCGACUCUAACGCCACGGCGUUGGAGCUGCCCGGCCUCCCCCUCCCACUGCCCCAGCCCGGCGCCGCCGCGGUGGCCCAGCAGAGGAGCCCCCCGGAGCCCCACCGCGAGGAGACUCUGACCCCCGCUGUCGCCCAUGUGGCCCAGCAGCCGCCAGCCGCCGCCACCCCAGGGGAGCCGGCCGCCGCAGUCCCGGCCGCCGCCUCGGCCCCGGGCAGCGCCAGCCGAGACCGUCAGGUUGCCCAGCCCAGCCAAGCGGGGAGCAAAGAGGAGCCCCCGUCGGCGAGAAGCGGCAGCGGCGGCGGCAGCGCCAAGGAGCCGCAAGAGGAGCGGAGCCAGCAGCAGGAUGACAUCGAAGAGCUGGAGACCAAGGCAGUGGGCAUGUCCAAUGAUGGCCGCUUUCUCAAGUUUGACAUCGAAAUUGGCAGGGGCUCCUUUAAGACGGUCUAUAAAGGUCUGGACACCGAAACUACGGUGGAGGUCGCUUGGUGUGAACUGCAGGAUCGAAAAUUAACAAAGUCUGAGAGGCAAAGAUUUAAAGAAGAAGCUGAAAUUAAAGGUCUUCAGCAUCCCAAUAUCGUUCGAUUCUAUGAUUCUUGGGAAUCCACAGUAAAGGGAAAGAAGUGCAUUGUUCUGGUGACUGAACUUAUGACAUCUGGAACACUUAAAACGUACCUGAAAAGGUUCAAGGUGAUGAAGAUCAAAGUUUUGAGAAGCUGGUGCCGUCAGAUUCUUAAAGGACUUCAGUUUCUUCAUACUCGAACUCCACCUAUUAUUCACCGGGAUCUUAAGUGUGACAACAUCUUUAUCACUGGCCCUACAGGCUCAGUCAAGAUUGGAGACCUAGGUCUGGCAACCUUGAAGCGGGCUUCUUUUGCCAAGAGCGUGAUAGGUACCCCGGAGUUCAUGGCCCCCGAGAUGUAUGAGGAGAAAUACGAUGAAUCUGUUGACGUUUAUGCUUUUGGGAUGUGCAUGCUUGAGAUGGCCACAUCUGAAUACCCUUACUCAGAGUGCCAGAAUGCUGCGCAGAUCUACCGUCGAGUGACCAGUGGUGUGAAGCCAGCCAGUUUUGACAAAGUAGCAAUUCCUGAAGUGAAGGAAAUUAUUGAGGGAUGCAUACGGCAAAACAAAGAUGAAAGAUAUUCUAUCAAAGACCUUUUGAACCAUGCGUUCUUCCAGGAGGAAACAGGGGUACGGGUAGAAUUAGCAGAAGAAGAUGAUGGAGAAAAGAUAGCCAUUAAAUUAUGGCUACGUAUUGAAGACAUUAAGAAAUUAAAGGGAAAAUACAAAGACAAUGAAGCUAUUGAGUUUUCCUUUGACUUGGAGAGAGAUGUGCCAGAAGAUGUUGCUCAAGAAAUGGUAGAGUCUGGGUAUGUCUGUGAAGGUGAUCACAAGACCAUGGCAAAAGCUAUCAAAGAUAGAGUAUCAUUAAUUAAGAGAAAACGAGAGCAACGACAGCUGGUGCGGGAGGAACAAGAAAAAAGAAAGCAGGAAGAGAGCAGUCUGAAACAGCAGGGGGAGCAACAGUCAAGUGCUUCCCAGGCAGGAAUCCUGCAGCCCUCUUCUGCCAGCACAGGCCUACCUGCUGCCGCUACCACUUCAGCCUCUGUUUCCACGCAAGUAGAGCCAGAGGAGCCUGAGGCAGAUCAGCAUCAACAGCUGCAGUACCAACAACCUAGUAUAUCUGUGUUAUCUGACGGGACGGUUGACAGUGGUCAGGGAUCUUCUGUCUUCACAGAAUCUCGAGUGAGCAGCCAACAGACAGUUUCAUAUGGUUCCCAGCAUGAGCAGGCACAUUCUACUUGCACACUGCCAGGGCAUACAGCGUCUGUUGUCCAGGCACAGGCUCAGCCCCAUGGGGGUUAUCCACCCUCAAGUAUGCCUCAGUCCAUGGCGCAUCCGCGUGGGGGGACCCCAACAUACCCAGAAUCACAGAUAUUUUUCCCAACUAUUCAUGAACGUCCAGUUUCUUUUUCACCACCUCCCACCUGUCCACCGAAGGUGGCUAUUUCCCAGCGGCGUAAGAGCACCUCCUUCCUGGAAGCCCAAACUCAUCACUUCCAACCCCUGCUGAGGACUGUUGGCCAAAAUCUUCUUCCACCUGGUGGCUGCCCAACUAACUGGACACCAGAGGCCGUAGUUAUGUUGGGUACUACAGCCAGUAGAGUAACUGGAGAGCCAUGUGAGAUACAGGUCCAACCUCUGUUUGAGCCUACUCAAGUUUAUGGUGACUGUAGACCUGGACUAGUACUUCCAGAAGAAGCUCACUACUUUAUUCCUCAGGAAGCAGUGUAUGUAGCAGGGGUACAUUACCAGACCCAAAUGGCAGAACAGUUUGAGGGUAUUCCAUACAACUCUCCAGUCCUGUCAAGUCCUAUGAAACAGAUACCUGAACAGAAGCCAGUGCAAGGGGGCCCUCCUUCGAGUUCUGUCUUUGAAUUUCCAUCUGGACAGGCUUUCCUGGUAGGACAUCUUCAGAAUUUACGAUUAGAUUCUGGACUAAGUCCAGGAUCUCCCCUCUCUAGCAUUUCUACACCUAUCAGUACAGAUGCUACACGUUUGAAAUUUCACCCUGUCUUUGUUCCUCAUUCUGCACCUGCUGUGUUAACUCAUAACAAUGAGAGCAGAAGCAAUUGUGUAUUUGAGUUUCAUGUUCAUACUCCAAGCUCCUCUUCAGGAGAAGGAGGAGUUUUACCUCAGCGUAUUUACCGAAAUCGACAGGUUGCCGUGGACUUGAAUCAGGAAGAACCACCUCCUCAAUCAGCUGGAUUACACGGCCGCCUGCAGCCUGUGACUGAAGAACAACAUAAUUUCCAGCCCCCAGAAUUGACCGUUUCUGUGGUAGAGCCUACUGGACAGAGCUGGCCAAUAGGAAGCCCAGAAUAUUCCAGUGAUUCCUCACAAAUCACUUCUUCAGACCCCAGUGAUUUUCAAUCACCUCCCCCUACAGGGGGAACAGCUGCACCUUUUGGCUCUGACGUCUCAUUACCCUUUAUCCAUCUGCCUCAGACAGUGAUACAAGAAUCCCCACUUUUCUUCUGUUUCCCCCAAGGAACCACUUCUCCGCAGAUUUUAUCUGCAUCAUUUUCUUCAGGAGGAUCUGCACUCCAUCCACAGGCACAGGGGCAGAGCCAGGGUCAGCCAUCUUCAAGUAGUUUAACAGGGAUUCCAUCCUCCCAACCUGUACAGCAUUCUCAACAGCAGCAAGGAGUACAGCAGACAGCCCCCUCUCAGCAGACAGUGCAGUAUUCACUUCCCCAGACGUCAGCCCCCAGUGAGCCCACGACUGCACAGCCAGCAAGUCAGCCUCAACCACCACAGGUGUUGCCUCCUGUGUCAGCAGGAAAACAGGGCUUCCCACCUCGACUGCCACCACAGUACCCAGGAGAUUCAAAUAUUGCUCCCUCCUCCAGCGUGGCUUCUGUUUGCAUUCCUUCUACAGUCCUAUCUCCUCCUAGGCCAACAGAAGCAUUGGCUGCACCAGGUUACUUUCCUACAGUGGUGCAAUCUUAUGCGGAAUCAAAUCUUUUGGUUCCUGUGGGCAGUAUAGGAGGACAGAUUCAAGUUUCCCAGCCAGCAGUGAGUUUAGCCCAAGCCCCCACUACAUCCUCCCAGCAAGCAGCUCUGGAGAGUACUCAGGGAGUCUCUCAGGUUGCUCCUCCAGAGCCAGUUCCAGCAGCACCACCACAGCCUACACAACCAACCACUUUGGUCUCUUCUAUAGACAGUGCACAUUCAGAUGUUGCUUCAGGUAUGAGUGACGGCAACGAGAAUGUCCCAUCGUCCAGUGGAAGGCAUGAAGGGAGAACUAUAAAACGACAUUAUCGAAAAUCUGUAAGAAGUCGUUCUCGUCAUGAAAAGACUUCACGCCCAAAAUUGAGAAUUUUGAAUGUUUCAAAUAAAGGAGAUCGGGUAGUAGAAUGUCAGUUAGAGACUCACAAUCGGAAAAUGGUUACAUUCAAAUUUGAUUUGGAUGGAGACAACCCAGAGGAGAUAGCAACAAUUAUGGUGAACAAUGACUUUAUCCUGGCAAUAGAGAGAGAGGCAUUUGUGGAUCAGGUGCGGGAAAUUAUUGAAAAAGCUGAUGAGAUGCUCAGCGAGGAUGUCAGUGUGGAGCCGGAGGGUGACCAGGGAUUGGAGAAUCUACAGGGAAAGGAUGACUAUGGCUUUUCAGGCUCUCAAAAAUUGGAAGGAGAGUUCAAACAACCAAUUCCUGCAUCUUCCAUGCCACAGCAAAUAGGCCUUCCUACCAGUUCUUUAACUCAAGUUGUUCAUUCUGCUGGAAGACGGUUUAUAGUAAGUCCUGUGCCGGAAAGUCGAUUACGAGAAUCAAAAGUUUUCACCAGUGAAAUAUCAGAUACAGUUGCUGCUUCUACAUCUCCUGGCACUGGAAUGAACUUGUCUCACUCUGCUUCAUCCCUUAGUCUACAGCAGGCCUUUUCUGAACUUAGACGUGCCCAAAUGACAGAAGGACCAAGUACAGCACCUCCCCACUUUAGUCACACAGGACCAACGUUUCCAGUAGUGCCUCCUUCCAUGAGUAGCAUUGCUGGAGCAGCAGCCACACCUUCAGUAUCAGUUCCUGCAACUAGCUGCCCUUUUAGUGACAUUUCCACAUCAGUAACUCCAUCUGAGGUGACAGCAUCCACUGAAAAGGGGAUUGCUGGAGUUGCCACCUGCACAGGUGUAAUCUCUUCCAGUGGUCUCACUGUGCCACCUGCAUCUGAUUCCCCGAUACUUUCCAGUGUGGUUUCAAGCAUCACAGUACCUGUGGCUGUUUCAGUGUCAACAACAUCCCUGUCAGUCCAGGCUCCCACACCUGGGAGCAUUGUUUCUAAUACAGGCACUUUCCCCUCUAUAUCAGUUGCAAUGACUUCAGCCUCUGCAGUGAGCAGUACUGCUGCCCCAGGUGCUAAGCCUCCACCUGUAUCAUCUCAGCAGGUAUCAGGCAGUACUGCUGGGAUAACCACAUUAGCAUCAGUUCCUACCACUGCUCCAGCCCCAAGUGUAGCUUCACAGCCCUCUCUUUCACUUAGCAGCAGCACCUCUGCUCCUACUCUGGCUGAAACUAUAGUGGUUAGUGCACACUCACUAGAUAAAGCAUCUCAUAGCAGCACAGCUGGAUUGGCUUUGUCCCUCCCUGCGUCAUCUUCCUCUGCCUCCCCUGCAGCAGGAGUGUCUAGUUCUGUUUCUCAGCCUGGUGUGGCUCAUCCUUUGGUCAUCCCAUCGGCUGUAGCUUCUAUUCCAGUCCUUUCCCAAGCGGGACCGACCUGUGCACCUUUAUUACCCCAAGUACCUGGCAUCCCACCCCUGGUGCAACCUGCUGCCAGUGUGCCUGCCGUCCAGCAGACACUAGUCCACAGUCAGCCGCAGCCAGCAUUGCUCCCUAACCAGCCCCACACUCACUGUCCUGAAAUGGAUGCUGAUGCACAGCCUCGAGCUCCUGGGAUUGAUGAUAUAAAGACUUUGGAGGAAAAGCUGCGGUCUCUCUUCAGCGAACACAGCUCAUCCGGAACACAGCAUGCUUCUGUCUCACUGGAGACAUCACUAGUGGUGGAGACCACUGUCACACCAGGCAUCCCAACCACUGCUGUUGCACCAGGCAAACUCAUGACUUCCACUACAAGUACUUGCUUACCACCAACCAGUUUGCCAUUAGGAACAACUGGUUUGUCAAUUCUACCCGUGGUCACACCUGGGCAAGUUUCCACGCCGGUGAGCACUAUACCAGCAGUGAAACCUGGAACUGCUCCAUCAAAGCCACCUUCAACUAAGCCUCCAGUGCUGCCACUAGGUACUGAACUUCCAGCUGGUACUCCACCCAGUGAGCAGCUGCCACCUUUUCCAGGACCUUCAUUAAUGCAGGCCCAGCAGCCUCUGGAAGAUCUUGAUGCUCAACUCAGAAGAACACUUAGUCCAGAGACUGUUGUGCUGACAUCUACAGUUGGUCCCGUGUCCGUCGUGGCUCCAACAGCAGCUGUAGAAGCUGGAGCACAGCUUCAAAAGGAUGUUUCUCAAGUCACAGAAGGUCCUAUCCCAGCACCUACUUCAGGAACUGGUGUUUUUCAGAUGGGCCGAUUUCAGGUUUCAGUUGCAAUGGACGAUACCCAGAAAGAGGGUAAAAAUAAGUCAGAAGAUGUAAAGUCUGUCCAUUUUGAAUCCAGUACUUCAGAGUCCUCAGUGCUAUCAAGUAGUAGUCCAGAGAGUACCCUGGUAAAGCCAGAGCCCAAUGGGACAGCCAUCCAUGGCAUCUCUUCAGAUAUGCCUGAUAGCGCCCACAAGACUUCGGCCUCAGAAGCAAAGUCAGAAGCUGGGCAGCCUACCAAGGUUGGGCGUUUCCAGGUGACAACUACAGCAGACAAAGUAGGUCGUUUCUCUGUUUCAAGAACUGAAGAUGCGAUUGCUGAGGCAAAAAAAGAGGGACCAGUGGCAUCUCCUCCUUUUAUGGAUUUGGAACAUUCUAUUCUUCCUGCUGUGAUACCAAAGAAAGAAAAGCCUGAACUGUCAGAGCCUUCACAUCUGAAUGGGCCAUCUUCUGACCUGGAGGCUGCCUUCUUAAGUAGGGAUGGCGAUGACGGUUCAGGUAGUCCACACUCCCCACCUCAGCUGUGCUCAAAGAGCCUUCCUAUCCAGAGCCUGAGUCAAAGCCUUAGUAAUUCAUUCAACUCCUCUUACAUGAGCAGUGACAAUGAGUCAGAUAUUGAAGAUGAAGACUUAAAAUUAGAGCUGCGACGACUGCGAGAAAAACAUCUUAAAGAGAUCCAAGACCUACAGAGUCGCCAGAAGCAUGAAAUUGAAUCUUUGUACACCAGGCUGGGCAAAGCUCCCCCUGCUGUUAUCAUCCCCGCAGCCGCCCCUCUUGCAGGGAGAAGAAGGCGACCCACCAAAAGCAAAGGCAGCAAGUCUAGUCGCAGCAGUUCCUUGGGGAAUAAAAGCCCUGGACCAGGUAACCUGUCUGGUCAGAGUACAGCAACAGUCUUGCACCCCCAGCAGACCCUCCCCGCUCCUGGCAACAUCCCAGAGACUGGGCAGAAUCAGCUGUUACAACCCCUUAAGCCAUCUCCCUCCAGUGACAACCUCUAUUCAGCCUUCACCAGUGAUGGUGCCAUUUCAGUACCAAGCCUUUCUGCUCCAGGUCAAGGAACCAGCAGCACAAACACUGUUGGAGGAACAGUGAGCAGCCAGGCUGCCCAGGCUCAGCCUCCUACCAUGACGUCUAGCCGGAAGGGCACUUUCACAGACGACCUGCACAAGUUGGUGGAUAACUGGGCCCGAGACGCCAUGAAUCUCUCAGGCAGGAGAGGCAGCAAAGGACACAUGAGCUAUGAGGGCCCUGGCAUGGCGAGGAAGUUCUCCGCACCUGGUCAGCUGUGCAUCUCCAUGACCUCAAACCUGGGUGGCUCAGCCCCCAUCUCUGCAGCAUCAGCUACCUCUCUAGGUCACUUCACCAAGUCUAUGUGCCCCCCACAGCAGUACGGUUUCCCAGCCCCCCCCUUUGGCACACAGUGGAGUGGGACAGGUGGCCCAGCACCACAGCCACUCAGCCAGUUCCAGCCUGUGGGAACUGCCUCCUUACAGAAUUUCAACAUCAGCAAUUUGCAGAAAUCCAUCAGCAACCCCCCAGGUUCCAACCUGCGGACCACUUAGACCUAGAGACAUUACGAAGUAGAUUUGGGGGCAGGAGAUGGAAUGGUGAGGGUGGGUGGGAGGGGGGUGGGAAAGUAGCCUAUAUACUAACUACUAGUGCUGCAUUUAACUGGUUAUUUCUUGCCAGAAAGGAAUGUUUUUAAUACUGCUUAGAGCCCUCAGAAUGGGGAAUUUGCCCCUGCCCUCCCCACUUACUUACUGGAGCAGGUGAGAAGGAAAGGGCAGCUUUCUUGUGUGUGCUUUGUUGUUCAUCUAGACCCCAUAGUGAGCACUUGGAAAGAAAGUCACGUUUAUCAGAGAGCUACUAGAGAGCUCAGUGGGAAAAAAGCAAAGCCCAUCUGCAUUUGCAGGGAGUGGGGCUCUUAAUUUGGUACCCAUCCCAAACCACUUAUUCCCUCAAGAAUCAAAACCACAAGACAAAAAAACUAUUGGGCUGUCUCCUACCCUGUCCCCACCACCCUACAAACACACACACUUUUUUCUUUCCUCUCCCCCCUUCCAUCUUUAGAACCCAGGGGACUGAGGUUUCAACCCUUUCUUAUGAUAGGUCAUUAGUGCUUUAAGCAAAUGAUAUUCGCAGCUUUGACUGCAGCAUUAGCAAUUAGGAAAAAAUUAAGUUCCCUGCGGACAUAUAACUUUGCCAUCAGUUUUGAUGUGGAAACACUGUGAUAUAUAAAUGUUGUUGGACAACAGUAGUUUUAAGAGUAAAAUAUGAAAGGUUUAAAAAGUUGAAAAAAAGCUAGCUAGCUCUGUCCUUUACUGAGACUUUAACUUUCUCCUUUGUAUUUCCAUUGUAUUAGAUAAAUAAAUGUGAAUGUAAAAUUGUAUAAAUUACUGUACUUGAAUACUUCUGUUCUCCCAGUAUUGCUUGCUGGAUGUUUUAGUGCCUUGGACUUCUAUUGCUUCUGCCAUUGGCAUCAACUUCUCAUCAGACCCCAGUCAGCAAAGGACACAUGGAAGGAAACCUCAGGUCCAUGUGGCUCCAGCAGUGGAUUAUGCCGUAAGGAAAUUGAAAAGAGUAUUUUUUUUUUUCCAAGUCAUUCAACAAUUUUGUCUAGAGCAGGUGUACGAUGAGCAGGAUGAGAAGUUAAGUUGACAUCAGUGGUUAAAAGCAGAAAACUGUUUCAGGACAAGUGAGGAGGGGUGUUGUAACAAUAUUGGGCAAUUUAAAAGAUGGAGGGUGGUGUGUGAUAAGUGAUGAAAGAAAAGAAUGACUGGAGAAGAGAACAAACUUGUUUUGAAGUCGUAUGAUGCUUGGCCAGUGGACGCCAUAGCCUUACUUAUUUGAGCUGGGCUUAAACAGAUGAGACCUAGAAGAAAAUGGCUGAAUAUACAAGCAAGGGGGUGGGGACUAGUUUUUAAGUUGGGAAGUACGAUAGUGAAAUGUCACAGAUAGAGAAAGUUGCUCUUAAAAAAUGGCUUGGAUUGCUUUCCUCUUGUUGAAAAUGUACCAUGCAUUUCUCAGCUUGGGGUACUAUAGUUUGUGGAAAGUGGACCUGCCUCUGAAUUGCAUAUUGUAGGAAAGAAUGCUUAAUCCUACCCACUUCUUAUAUAAUGUCCACAAGGUUGCAGGAUCAUAAUCUCUUGUGCCACAUUUAUUUCUAGAGUUGCAGCAGAUAUUCUCACAUUUUUAUAUAAACAAAUAUUCCCGGUAAGUAGUAACUGCAACCAACCAGUAUUAUGUAGUGCUCUGCCUGGUUGUAUGGGCAGUUGUAUCAUUUUCAGAGCUUUCAGGAAAUACUCUCCUAAUUGGCUAUGUUUGAGAUCUCUGUUCUCUCAGAAGAUGAGGAAGGAAGCUAGGACUCUGAAUUUUUUGGGUGCUGCUUCUCUUGAUUGUUGAGCUGGGAAACUGACUAUCUCCAACCUCUUACCCACCUCAGUGGCACAUCCCAGGAAUCACCAUGAUAGGAAGAGCCUGGUUGGCUGUCCUGUCCUUCAUUGGCCGUUUUCUUUAAAGCUGAGUCCCCAAAGAUGCAAAUGAAAGCUGAAGGUUUUAGGAAAGUAGAAGUGAAAAGGGCAGGCAUCCCAAGCUUUGCUUUGAAACCGUUUACUUUUUCUCUGUUUAUAAUCUUCGGGGAGAUGGUAAGAGUAAGGACAGAAGUGCCAGGGAAGUGGGAGACUUGACACCUGAGACAAAGGGGACAGUACUUUGUACCGGAGGAACAAGGGAGCCAAAUGCAGCACAGGAUGUUUUGUUACUUUGGUUUAAUCAUUCUGAGAUCUCUUCACUCACACAUGGAAAGUGAGAACUGGUUUUAUUUACUGUUGAUUUUUUUUUUUCCCCUCCUGUGGAUGAAAUAACUGAAGCCUAGAGGAAUGAACUAGUGCUACUGAACUGUUUAAAUUAUUUUUGUGUUAAUAGUACACUGAGUAUCUUUUUUCACAUUAAAAAGUCUUUCUGAAUUAUAAAUGUUUUCCUUACAUUAUUUAACAAUGUACACUGUUUAAAAAAAAAUAAACUGAAUUCAAACCUUGGGGAUUCUCGGCAGCCAUCACUCAUGCGUUCGGCACCAACCCCAGGGUCGCACUUCUUGCUCCCUUUUGUUGCCUUUGUAGAUGGACUUAACGAAGCCAUUCAAAUAAACCAUACUUGCUUUUGUUGA
Messenger RNA from Sus scrofa (pig), 10814 nucleotides. It is a transcript of the gene WNK1, whose product is annotated as WNK lysine deficient protein kinase 1. Gene Ontology annotation, biological process: protein phosphorylation. Gene Ontology annotation, molecular function: ATP binding; protein serine/threonine kinase activity. NCBI's taxonomy places the organism in Eukaryota, Metazoa, Chordata, Mammalia, Artiodactyla, Suidae. The record is from RefSeq and is a predicted model, not a curated record.